CUAACGCUACUCACCACCAAAAAAAUCACAUUUAGGAAGACAGGUAGUACGUUUCAAACCCUUCCUCACCACACGAAAUGGUCGCAUUGAAGACUUCGUUUCCUAAUGGAGCGAAAGGCGAAGUAGUUCAUUAUCAUAGCUUGCUGGAGCCGAUCCUUCAGCAGAGAUUUCUCCGAUCUUCCUGGUGUCUUCUGGGUCUCUGUUUGAGCGUGUCGUACUGGCUCACAUCCUCCCCAAUCUUUUCGCUCAAGACGAUUACAUCCACCGUCUUUUGCGGUGUUCUUGUCUUUUUGUUCACUUUUCCUUUCUAUGUUUUCUUAAAAGGCCGUAUGACCACCACCGUACCUGCAUAUGAUACCCUAGCACAAUCCAUAUUGCACCGUGCUUCUCCUUCUUCCUUUCUUCCCGCAGUACUUACUUUUUUCUCGUCAUCGUUUGCGGUGACACUCACCUACUUGUGUGGUCAUAGCCAAACUUCGCGUUUCCAAUGGCUUACGAGUGACAAACCCUACGAGCUUCCUCGGUUGAACGAGCGUUCUCUCUAUAUUCUCGUGGUCGCAACCAUUCUCUCCAUUCUUGCCGCUGUUUUUCACAUUUUUUCCAACCAGGAUGUCAUCCCUCCACCUGUCGUCCGUAUUCCCAUCGCUCUUUACUUGAAACAGCGCUUUGAGCACUCCAUACGUAUUGCCUCAUCCAUGGCUCUUGGCUGCAGUAUCCUUUCUCUGCCAGUCUAUGCCCUUGUGCGUUCACCCUUAUGGCAAACAGCCCUGUUCUUCACUCGCUGCUUCCACCGGAUAGCCGCGUCAAAGGCACUGCCCCAUUGGCCUGUGGGUCUUGGUUUGUUUCUUCACUCCUUUUGGGUUUCCUACUUAAUCUCGUUCUUGUGGUGUUAUGGUAUCUCUUUCUUCCGUGUUUUCCUCUUUGCCGGUCCUUCUGUUCGUGGCCGCUUAAUCAGCAUGCGCUCUGCCGAUCCUAACGCUACACUCAUUACCGGCUUGCGCAGCGAUCGUCGUCCCUUUACGCAAAUGAUGGCUUACGAGGAGCUAGCGUUUAUUGCUUCUCGUGACCCUGCUCGUAUACGACUUAUCUUACAGGACACGGAUCGGAAGGAUCCUAUAUGGUCGGAGAUUUUGAAAGCACUUUUGUCACACUGCGAGCGCCUUUCGGCGACUGUGGCCCCUUACAUUCGUUCCAAUGCUGCAGCCAAGUCUGGUGCUGGUGUAGAUGUUUCCACCGCAACUUCUAAAAUGUCUCCCUCUGGCUUACGUUCUGGCAUGCCAGAAGUGCCGCUGAAGGAUGCAAACAUUUAUCGCACUACCAACCGACACUCAGCUUCAAGCACAAUACAGAUUCUUGAAAAACUGAAAGAACGCGGGACAAAGAGGGCCGAGCCAAUUUCUUCUCUUAACGGAUCUGCCCUUGACUCGUCCAAGUUACCCUCUGUUGUUCACAACAAGGCUUCUAUGUACCUUACACAUCUCUCCCACUCACCCUUCUUGCGUCCCUUUCAACACACAUUGGAACGUCAAAACAACAACAUUUUCCCCGUUCCGUGGCUCUUCGUUUCUGCUGUUAGUUCAUUGACAAAGUUUGUCUUACAGUCUUUGAAGUACGACACGUACGGUGUUGUUGCUCGUGACGUUUCACGCAUCCUCUGCAUUCUGUGUGAUACUUACGAUCAAAUUCUCUCGUACAAGGAAAACGUCAGGGCUCCGGAAGCCGGUGUUUCUUCGGAUGAAUCCAGUGAAAAAGCAUUUACCAACUUCAAUAUCGCCCUAGAGACUCUUCGGUUUAGUAUCAUAGACAUCACCGAAAGUUUCUCACCCUUCUUCUCCCAACUCGACAUCCCCUCCCGUAUUGAAACGCGCUGUAAGUCUAUCCGCCAAGGCGCUUGAAUGCCAUUAACUACCAGAAGGCAUUCUAAAAAAAAGUGAAUCAUGAUUCAUAAAAAAAGUAAGAAAAACAUUAAGUGUCAUGAAAGAAAACAUAGCAGCACAGAGAGGAGUUUAAAGAUUGCAAUGCAAAGACUGAAGGAUACGAUCUUUGUGCGUAUGCACCGAAAGCACGUUGACCGUGUCACUUUUUGUGUGUCGUCGUUAUGUUGAUCCACCAGUGGUACAACCGCAUCUUUAUUCCUUCGAGCGUUAACUUUGGGCGAACGUCAAGGUAUAAGCUGCUUCCAUCACCAGAAGGGCCCGGAUAGCCUUUGUAAAAGUCGAUCACAUAUACGAUUUUCUUGCCGCAGCGGUCGACAGUCCAGUCAUGUCGGUCAAAAGGUUUGGUAAAGCCUAGCAACGAUAAAAAGCGUGCUUUUGGCGAAAUCUUCUCCGAGUUUCCCUCGAACUUGUCUAACGUCAAACCCCCGCAUCUACAAUUGAGUUGGUUAGUUAAAUGCCGGUUAAGACAUCGCGCCAUUGACAGAUGCAAAUACACAUCUGGGUGUAAGAAGCAUUUACGCUCCGGAUGCCAAAUGCUCACCGAAAACACUUACUUCUCUGCACCCCAGCCCUUUUCCCAAUGAAGGAUGCAUUUCCACACUUGUUCGUUGACAGCGUUAUGGACAGGAACGAUGGUUUGCAUGUCUUUUGCGUUAGGAUGAAAGUUUUUCCGUUUCAUCGCAUCAUAAAACAUUUUCGGCGAUGGAUAUACCCACCGUUCUGCGGAUGAUUCGUCUGAAUGCUCUGCCGUUUUUGGUAUACUGGAUACCAUUCUGUCUGUUGACAAGGUUCCCUCCUCGUCUCUGGCUGACUGGGCCAGAUUCGACGAUUCUUGCUGGUUUUGUUUUAACCAAGCAUCGCGAACGUCUUUAGGAACGGGACAUUUUAGUUCUUCAGUUUCAGUUUCACUCAUUCUCACAACGACACAGAUAGCAACGUGGGAUGGUCUACUAUGUUCUGUGUCUGCGUGUACUUCGUACUGUAUCGAAUGAUAGGAGUCCGAUGUGGUUCUGUUUCUCUCGUAAUUGCGUUUCGCCUUCCGUGUUUUGAGCCGUUUAAGAAAUAAUAAAGUUCAGAUUUCGUCAAUUCGAAUUUUCUCCGAUUGAUCUGUGUCCGCACGAGUGUUUUAAAUUGAAGUGUUGUUCCUGUUACUACCGUUGCUACAGAUGCAGCAAGCACCUCCUAUUAGCAGUAGACUUUUCUUGUAGCUCUGCAACAGCUGCCCCCACAUUCCAUAGACCCUCUGCACCCUGAUUGCCCA
This is a messenger RNA of Schizosaccharomyces japonicus yFS275, 3198 nucleotides long. Its product is annotated as spindle pole body docking protein Cut11. The record is from RefSeq and is a predicted model, not a curated record. Bases 78 to 1895 code for a protein of 605 amino acids. The transcript has 2 exons. Gene Ontology annotation, biological process: mitotic spindle pole body localization; mitotic spindle pole body insertion into the nuclear envelope; mitotic spindle pole body duplication. Gene Ontology annotation, cellular component: nuclear membrane; mitotic spindle pole body; mitotic nuclear bridge midzone. NCBI's taxonomy places the organism in Eukaryota, Fungi, Ascomycota, Schizosaccharomycetes, Schizosaccharomycetales, Schizosaccharomycetaceae. Gene Ontology annotation, molecular function: spindle pole body-nuclear membrane anchor activity.